GGGCGGGGUGGUGUCUGUACUCAGUCCUGGAGUUUGGCCUCAGCUGGGGCCCUGGGCCCCUCAUUGGACAGGGUAUAUGGAGACAGCUACAGGCCUAGCACGAUCACACUGGACAGGCCUCUUCCUCCAAGAAGCCAGGUGAGGUGGGGGCUUUGUGUCCCCCCAGAAGCUCCCCUUUGAAGGUCUCAGGUUUCUUUCCCCUCCCAAGCAUCUUAGGAUGCCCUGCCUCCUUUCCCAGUUAUGCCUUUCUGGUCUCUGUUUGACGUUCCUUGGAGAAACAUGGCCCAGUUCCCAUACACCUGCCCCUCCCCAAGCCCUGUGGCCAGGGCCUGCGGCUUGUCGGGGGAGGGGACGUUGUUUCUGGUGUCCUCCACACACUCUCAUACCCCCUGGGGCGCUCUUGGGCUUGGCUUCAGGGACUCCCGGCACUGCGGAGACAAGGGCAUUGGGCCUAGGGAAGACCCGGCUCGGUGGCUCCCUCCUCGGCUCCCGGCUGGGGGCAGGGGGCAGGGGACAGGGCUGACCCCAAGGCCUUACGGCCGGAAAGGGAGACCUCAGCGUCUGUGUGCGUGCGUGCCACGCGCCUGUGGCACCCCCGCGAGUGCCGCGCGUCCCGCCGCGCGCCCGGGCCCUUCGUGCCCGCGCCUCCCGGAGCCGGCCUUGCUCCGCACGCGGGUCAGCGCGCGCGCCGGGACCGGACCUCGGGGCGGGGCCGCGGGGGGCGGGGCCUCCCGGGGGCGGGGCCCGCGUCGGGCUCGCGCGGUCGCGCGCCCGGCAGCCCCGGAGCGAGCGAGCCGCGAGCGGAGGCAGAGCGCGGCCGUGCUGUUGCGCGCGAUGCUGCCCUGGACGGUGCUCGGCCUGGCCCUGAGCCUGCGGCUGGCGCGGGGCGGCGCGGAGCGCGGCCCCCCGGCAUCUGCCCCCCAGGGGGACCUGCUGUUUCUGUUGGACAGCUCUGCCAGCGUGUCUCAUUAUGAGUUUUCCCGAGUUCAGGAGUUUUUGGGGCGGCUGGCGGCCCUGCUGCCCCUGGGCCCUGGGGCCCUGCGUGCCAGCCUGGUGCACGUGGGCAGCCGGCCGCACACCGAGUUCUCCUUCGGCCAGCACAGCUCAGGCUCGGCUGUCCAGGAUGCCAUACGCGCUGCAGCCCAGCGCAUGGGUGACACCAACACUGGCCUGGCGUUGGCAUACGCUAAGGAGCAGCUGUUUGCCAAGGCGGCGGGGGCCCGGCCGGGGGUGCCCAAGGUACUGGUGUGGGUGACAGACGGCGGCUCCAGCGACCCCGUGGGGCCCCCCAUGCAGGAGCUGAAGGACCUGGGCGUCACCGUCUUCAUCAUCAGCACCGGCCGCGGCAACCUCCUGGAGCUGUCGGCUGCCGCCUCGGCCCCCCCUGAGAAGCACCUGCACUUUGUGGAUGUGGACGACCUGCACAUCCUCACGCCGGCACUGAGGGGCUCCAUCCUUGACGCGAUGUGGCCGCAGCAGCUCCGUGCCUCCGAGGUCACGUCCGACGGCUUCCGUCUGGCCUGGCCGCCCCUUCUGACCGCCGACUCGGGCUACUACGUGGUGGAGCUGGCGCCCGGCGCCGGGCCGGGGACCGCGCGCCGCCAGCAGCUGCCCGGCAACGCCACGGGCUGGGCCUGGACCGGCCUGGACCCCGACACGGACUACGACGUGGCGCUGGUGCCGGAGUCCAACGUGCGGCUCCUGAGGCCGCAGCACCUGCGGGUGCGCACGCUGCCGGGUGAGGCGGGGCGCGGGGCCGGGCGGGCCGGGGGCGCGGCGCCCGCAGAGGAGGCCGGGCCGGAGCGCAUCGUCGUCUCGCACGCCCGGCCGCGCAGCCUGCGCGUGAGCUGGGCGCCGGCGCUGGGCCCGGCCGCCGCGCUCGGCUACCACGUGCAGGUCGGGCCGCUGCGGGGCGGCGCGGCGCAGCGCGUGGAGGUGCCCGCGGGCCGCAACAGCACCACGCUGCAGGGCCUGGCGCCCGGCACCGCCUACCUGGUGACCGUCACGGCCGCCUUCCGCUCCGGCCGCGAGAGGGCGCUGUCGGCCAAGGCCUGCACGCCCGACGGCGAGCGCAGCCGCGCCCCGCGCCCCGCGCCGCCGGGGGCCGGGCGCCGGGCGCCGUGAGCCGGCCGCGCCCGCGCGCCCGAGGGCCCCCUUCUCCGAGCCCGGCGGGUCUUGCCCCGGGGGUGGGAUGCCGGCCGGCCUUUGGCCCGCGGGACCCCCGCGCGAGAGGGCGCUCUGCCCCGGCGUCCGCCCUGCGGCUCGCGGCCUCGCCUGACCCUCCGCGGCGGUGCGCGCCCUCGCGACUCCCUCCCCCGCCCGGCCCAGAGCUGGGCACUCGGUGCGGUCCCUCGGGCAGGGUUUCGCGGGGAGAUGGGCGGGAUUUCAGGGGGCCCGUCGAAAACAUCGGGACCGCAGGGUGCCGGGGCGGCCGGGCCUCCCGCUUGCACGAAGGGCCAGACCGGCUGGUGGCAGAGGCCAGCAUCUGUUGAGGGGGGUUGGUCUCGGUGGCGGCUCCGAGUCCCCACCAGCCACUUGGGUCUUGGAUGGGAAGGGAAGGCGCUGGCUCUGGCCUGGCGCCCAGAGGCUUCCUGGAGGGGACAAGGUCUGGGAAAGGGGAGGGGAAGUGCUGGGAGUGGAUGGUGUGGUCCGCAGCUGGGUGGCUGGAGACACAGCCUUCCCCCGGAUGCUCAGCUGGCUUGGGGGCAGUGCCUGCGGGAACAGUGGCCCUGCCUUCCUACCUAGGACCCCACCGGGCCCAGCUACAGCCACUGCGACGCAGAUGGCACCUUUUGGGAAGAACGGGACAGAGCUUGCCAUUCGGGACCCUGGAGACAGGAGAGCUUGUCCCUGUGGGGUCCUAAGGCUGGCACUUGCGGGGCGCUUUUCCUGCUUCUGGGCGGAGGGCCUCCAUGGUGGGGGCGCAGGGACAAGCAGGGAAGACCCUGGGGGCUACACCCCAGCCAUUCUCUGCAGUGUCUCCUGACCCCACCUCCUGUCACUCCUUACUGUGCUGGGGCCACCAGACGAGCCCCAAUGGCAGGCAGUACUGCUCUCCCUUGGCCCUACUAGGCACCUCCUCCUCCACCUGCGCUGACUCAGUGCUCACUUUGCCUCUUCCCCCACUAACGCCCCAGACUUUAAAAUACAGUAAAUCAGAUGUAAACUCA
Messenger RNA from Hippopotamus amphibius kiboko, 3170 nucleotides. RefSeq names its product von Willebrand factor A domain containing 1 (gene VWA1). The transcript has 3 exons. Lineage: Eukaryota; Metazoa; Chordata; Mammalia; Artiodactyla; Hippopotamidae. The coding region runs from base 241 to 2124 and encodes 627 amino acids. The record is from RefSeq and is a predicted model, not a curated record. Gene Ontology annotation, molecular function: protein binding.